This is a messenger RNA of Paecilomyces variotii, 2277 nucleotides long. RefSeq lists its product as hypothetical. Lineage: Eukaryota; Fungi; Ascomycota; Eurotiomycetes; Eurotiales; Thermoascaceae. The coding region runs from base 1 to 2277 and encodes 758 amino acids. The record is from RefSeq and is a predicted model, not a curated record. Gene Ontology annotation, cellular component: membrane. The transcript has 3 exons.
AUGGCGGAUUACGAGUCGCAGCAGGCAGGCCAGAAUGGCUAUGGUACAUACGAGAAGGCAGUAAAUGGGAACGGUACCCCUUUCGACCUCCAGAACGCGGGAGUCAAAAGUACCGCAGUGUCUCCGGCAGAGCUAGCAUCUGGAUAUCAAGCUGGGGGCACCGGUUCUCAGCUGGAUGUUAUCUGCGGCCCUCUGAUCAACUAUAAAUACAUGGAGUUGGAUCCCGGCUCUCCCGUCUGGCAGGGAAGUGUUCUGAUCGUUACUACUCCAACUCACCAGCAGCAGCCGCAUUUACACUUGCGCCAGGCGGGUCCUGUGUCGCAUGCGAGCAAUGGUGCGCAGAAUGGUGGCACGUCGGGCCGCGAGGGAACCAUUGAUGGUAUCAAGCUCUACGAGGACCCGGAAAAGACGUUCUGGCGGUUUUCUCUCACGGUCCCGAUUGAACAAUUCGAAGCUCGUUGGGAGUACACUAUCCCUGGCUUCAAAUAUGCCACUGGAGACCCAGUAAAAGCGCCCUGGACCUUUGUGGUUCCCGCAGCCGACCAAUCCAUGCGCCUCAUGUUCCAUUCCUGCAAUGGUUUCUCGGUCGGAACGGACACGGAGAGCUGGGCUGGUCCGGCGCUCUGGAACGACGUCCUGAGGAUCCACGAAAAGCGCCCUUUCCACGUCAUGAUCGGAGGCGGUGACCAAAUCUACAAUGAUGGCAUCAGAGUCGACGGUCCCCUCAAGCAGUGGACAGAUAUCACGAACCCCCUGACGAGAAGGCACCAUGAUUUCAGCGAGCACAUGCGGUCCGAGUGUGACAAAUAUUACUACAAAAAUUACGUGAGGUGGUAUACCUCUGAGCCGUUCAAGACCGCCAAUGGACAGAUUCCUCAGAUCAACAUCUGGGAUGAUCACGAUAUCAUUGACGGUUUUGGCUCCUAUACCGACCACUUUAUGAAAUGUGCUGUCUUCCGCGGUAUCGGAGGAGUGGCAUUCAAGUAUUAUUGUCUUUUCCAGCACCAUAUCCCGCCUCCCAAGUCUACCUUCACCACGGAUGCGCCCGAGACAAUGCACGCGGUCAACGGGACGUCCGGAGUCGACCCGCGCCAGACGGAGAAUACGUUCGUGCUUGAGAGCUUGGAAGAGGAUCGCAGUUGGAUCAUCGGGAAGCGUCCCGGACCGUACGUAGAAGAGAGGAGUCGAAACCUGUACAUGCGUCUGGGUAAGCGCAUGGCCUUUGUCGGUCUCGAUGCGCGGACAGAGCGCACGCGCCACCAGGUGAAUUAUCCCGAUACGUACGACGCCAUCUUUGACCGGCUAGAUGAAGAAGUUGAAGCUGCGAACGGCGAGAUCAAGCAUCUCAUUCUACUGCUGGGUGUUCCGAUUGCGUAUCCCCGUCUUGCGUGGCUGGAAAAUAUCUUCAGUUCUCCCCUCAUGGCACCACUGCGUCUGAUGAAUAAACGUUUCGGGCUUGGCGGUGGUUUCUUCAACAGUUUCGACGGGCAGGUCGAUCUGCUGGACGAUUUGGACGAUCAUUACACCGCUAAGCAUCACAAGCGCGAGCGCAGACAUUUUAUACAGCGCCUUCAGGCCUUCGCGAAAGCGCAUUCCAUCCGGGUCACAAUUCUGGGCGGAGACGUCCAUCUGGCUGCUAUGGGCCGAUUCUACUCGAACCUUGAUCUCAAUAUCCCCCCUCUGAACGACCACCGAUACAUGGCCAAUGUCAUCAGCAGUGCCAUCACAAACAAGCCGCCUCCCAAAGCCGUGGCCAACCUGCUGGCACGGAGGAACAAGAUCCACCACUUGGACCCAAACACUGAUGAAACUCUGAUGGUCCUUUUCGACAAGCAGCCUGGAGGACAACCCAAAGCUGCGGCUUUCAACCAUGUCACAAUGCCAUCCCGGAACUUUGCUUGUAUCACAGAGGUCACCGGAUCCGCAACCGCCAACGGCGUGCCGUCAAAUGGGGAUCAGAACGAACAAGCGGAUUUGCGCCCCACCACUCCUGCAAAGGAUGGCCAUCAGCCCCUUCACAUUGGUGAAGAGAAUGUUGGUACAGUACACAAGGCAGCCGACGGCGUCAGCAGUGACAGUGGACUGGUAGGCGGCCUCGAUAUUUCAAUCCGUGUGGAGAUCGAACAGGGCAACCCGGAGGGACUUACUGAAGGCUACGGGUUCAGCAUUCCGCCUCUCAAGGUCGACCCAUCUAUCGAUGACGGUGAUAGUCACUGGCACCUUCGAAGCGCCUUACGCUCCCGGCACUCUCUGCACUCACGCCGUAGCGUGAAUUGA